This is a messenger RNA of Salarias fasciatus (jewelled blenny), 6573 nucleotides long. RefSeq names its product chromodomain helicase DNA binding protein 4a (gene chd4a). Gene Ontology annotation, cellular component: chromatin; nucleus; NuRD complex. The transcript has 41 exons. The coding region runs from base 318 to 6245 and encodes 1975 amino acids. NCBI's taxonomy places the organism in Eukaryota, Metazoa, Chordata, Actinopteri, Blenniiformes, Blenniidae. Gene Ontology annotation, molecular function: chromatin binding; histone binding; ATP hydrolysis activity. Gene Ontology annotation, biological process: chromatin remodeling. The record is from RefSeq and is a predicted model, not a curated record.
UCUUUGUGUGUGUGUGUGUGUGCGUGUGUGUGUAGUGUGCGAGGAAGAGAAAGAGGAGACGGCGUCGUCGUGCGCACACGCUGCCACAAUUAUAUAUAUUAAAAAAAUAAUAAUAAUUAGAAAAAUUUAAAUUCCGCCGUUUACCUUGACAGAAAAGAAACUGCCUUCAAGUAUCUGCCUCCAACAUAAACUGAGUUGGAUUCAAGUUAUUCGAGCAAGACUGGGUCACAACUCUGGAUCACUACCACCGGCUGGUAACUUUAUUUAGUUAGCUAAAGUGCUAGCUAACUAAAUAGAAAGUUUUCCUGUCGGCCGCUAUGUCUGCGAGCGAGGAUGACAGGGACGACUAUGGAGCCCCGGAGGACCGGCUGGUGCACGACGAUGAGGAAGAGGAGAUCUCCGAGAAUGAGACUCCGAAGGUGAAGAAGAAGAAGAAGGCCAAGAAGAGUCGAGAGAGCAAAGGCAGCAAGAGGCGGUCACGCAGAGAGGAGCUCGCCAUCAGUUCCCCAGAGCCCAUGGACAUUGGCGGCGUGGAAGAGGCUGAAGACGGCGGCCAUGCCCAGCGCUCCGACAGCGAAGGAAGCGACUACACUCCAGGACGGAAGAAGAAAAAGAGGGGGAGCAGCGGGAAAGAGAAGAAGAGAAGCAGCGCCGGGGCCGAGAGGAGCUCCUCGAAAAAGAAGGAGCCCGAACCGGAGGAGGACGACGACGACGACGAUGACGACUCUUCGGAGCCGAAGUCGUCUUCUCAGCUGCUGGACGAUUGGGGCAUGGAGGACAUCGAUCACAUCUUCAGUGAGGAAGACUACCGAUCCCUGACCAACUACAAGGCCUUCAGCCAGUUCGUCAGGCCUCUCAUCGCAGCCAAGAACCCCAAGAUCGCCGUGUCCAAGAUGAUGAUGGUUCUGGGCGCCAAGUGGCGCGAGUUCAGCACCAACAAUCCCCUGAGGGGAGCCGCCGCGGCGAACGCCGCCCUCGCCACGGCCAACGUGCCAGCCGCCGUCGACAACAUGGUGGCGGAGGUCACGCCGGCCGCCUCUCUGCUGGCUCCACCCGAGCCCCAGCAGGCACCUGCACCACCACCACUCCGCAAAGCCAAGACCAAGGAAGGCAAAGGUCCCAACGCUCGUAAGAAGCCCAAACCAGCUCCGAAACCACAAGAGAAAAAGAAUAACGCCAAGACAAAAAAAGUGGCUCCUCUCAAAAUCAAACUGGGAGGCUUCAACAGCAAAAGGAAACGCUCAUCGAGCGAAGAGGACGAGCCCGACGUGGACAGCGACUUCGAGGACGGCAGCAUGAACAGUGUCUCUGUGUCCGAGGGCUCCAACAGCCGCAGCAGCCGCAGCAAAAAGAAGCCGUCCAAGAACAAACCCAAGAAGAAGAAGGAAGCAGAAGAUGGCGACGGCUACGAGACGGACCACCAGGACUACUGUGAGGUUUGCCAGCAGGGCGGGGAGAUCAUUCUGUGCGACACCUGUCCCAGAGCGUACCACAUGGUCUGCUUGGACCCCGACAUGGAGAAAGCACCGGAGGGCACCUGGAGCUGCCCGCACUGUGAGAAGGAGGGCAUCCAGUGGGAGGCCAGAGAAGAAGCCUCCGACGCAGAAGAGGACAACGGCGAGGCAGGCGAGAUGGAGGAGGAUGACCACCACAUGGAGUUCUGCCGGGUUUGCAAAGACGGAGGCGAGCUGCUGUGCUGCGACUCGUGUCCCUCGUCGUACCACAUUCACUGCCUCAACCCGCCGCUCCCCGAGAUCCCCAACGGAGAGUGGAUCUGCCCCCGCUGCACGUGUCCGCCCAUGAAGGGGAAGGUCCAGAGGAUCUUGACGUGGCGAUGGGGCGACCCCCCUCCCCCCACGCCGGUGCCCCGCCCUCCAGACCUCCCCGCCGACGCCCCGGAUCCCGCGCCGCUGGCCGGCCGCCCCGAGAGGGAGUUCUUCGCCAAAUGGUCCAACAUGUCCUACUGGCACUGCUCCUGGGUCACAGAGCUCCAGCUGGAGCUGCACUGCCAGGUGAUGUUCAGGAACUACCAGAGAAAGAACGACAUGGACGAGCCGCCGCCCAUCGACUUCGGAGAUGGGGAAGAGGACAAGAGCGUGAAGAGGAAGAACAAGGACCCCAUGUACGCCCAGCUGGAGGAGAAAUACCUCCGCUUUGGCAUCAAGUUCGAGUGGCUGAUGAUCCACCGCAUCCUCAACCACAGUGUGGACCGAAAAAAUAACGUUCACUACCUGAUUAAGUGGCGAGAGCUGGCGUACGACCAGGCGACCUGGGAGGCCGAGGACAUGGACAUCCCUGAGUUUGACACCUACAAGCUCCAGUAUUGGAACCACAGGGAGCUGAUGAUGGGCGAGGAGGGGAGACCCGGGAAGAAGAUGAAGGUGAAAGGUCGGGUGAAGCGGCCGGACAGGCCUCCAGAGAACCCGGUCGUAGAUCCGACGAUCAAGUUCGACCGGCAGCCGGACUACCUGGACAGCACCGGGGGGACGCUGCACCCCUACCAGCUGGAGGGCCUCAACUGGCUGCGAUUCUCCUGGGCUCAGGGCACGGACACCAUCCUGGCCGACGAGAUGGGUCUGGGAAAGACGGUGCAGACGGCCGUCUUCCUCUACUCGCUGUAUAAAGAGGGUCACUCCAAGGGGCCGUUCCUGGUGAGCGCCCCGCUCUCCACCAUCAUCAACUGGGAGCGCGAGUUCGAGAUGUGGGCGCCCGACAUGUACGUGGUGACGUACGUGGGAGACAAAGACAGCAGAGCCGUCAUCAGGGAGAACGAGUUCUCCUUCGAGGACAACGCCAUCCGAGGGGGGAAGAAGGCCUCCAGGAUGAAGAAAGAUUCGUCCAUCAAGUUCCACGUUCUGCUGACCUCGUACGAGCUGAUCACCAUCGACAUGGCCAUCCUGGGCUCAAUAGACUGGGCCUGUCUGGUGGUGGACGAGGCCCACAGGCUGAAAAACAACCAAUCAAAGUUUUUCCGGGUGUUGAACAACUACCCUCUGCAGCACAAGCUGCUGCUGACAGGAACUCCUCUGCAGAACAACCUGGAGGAGCUUUUCCACCUGCUCAACUUCCUCACUCCCGAGAGGUUCAACAAACUGGAGGUUUUCCUGGAGGAGUUUGCCGACAUCGCGAAAGAAGAUCAGAUCAAGAAGCUGCACGACAUGCUGGGUCCGCACAUGCUCAGGAGGCUGAAGGCCGACGUCUUCAAGCACAUGCCCUCCAAGACCGAGCUCAUCGUCCGAGUGGAGCUCAGCCCCAUGCAGAAGAAAUACUACAAGUUCAUCCUGACGAAAAACUUUGAGGCUCUGAACACCAAAGGAGGAGGAAACCAGGUUUCACUGCUCAACGUCGUCAUGGAUCUGAAGAAGUGCUGCAACCACCCCUACCUCUUCCCCGCAGCCGCAAUGGAAGCCCCGAAGAUGCCCAACGGCAUGUACGACGGACAGGCUCUCACAAAGUCUGCUGGGAAACUGCUGUUACUACAGAAGAUGAUGAGGAAGCUGAAGGACGGAGGACACAGGGUGCUGAUUUUCUCUCAGAUGACCAAAAUGUUGGAUCUGCUGGAGGACUUCCUGGAGAAUGAGGGUUACAAGUAUGAGAGGAUCGAUGGAGGAAUCACAGGAGGGAUGAGGCAGGAGGCCAUCGACCGCUUCAACGCUCCCGGCGCUCAGCAGUUCGCCUUCCUGCUGUCGACGAGGGCCGGAGGUCUGGGUAUCAACCUGGCCACCGCCGACACCGUCAUCAUCUACGACUCUGACUGGAAUCCUCACAACGACAUCCAGGCUUUCAGCAGAGCCCAUCGAAUCGGUCAGAACAAGAAGGUGAUGAUCUAUCGCUUCGUCACCAAAGCCUCGGUGGAGGAGAGGAUUACUCAGGUCGCCAAGAAGAAGAUGAUGCUGACGCACUUGGUGGUCCGACCGGGUUUAGGGUCUAAGACCGGCUCCAUGUCCAAGCAGGAGCUGGACGACAUCCUCAAGUUUGGAACGGAGGAGCUCUUCAAAGACGAAGGAGAAGGUGAGAACAAAGAGGAGGACAGCAGCAUCAUUCACUACGAUGACAAGGCCAUCGACCGACUGCUGGACAGAAACCAGGACGCCACGGACGACACGGAGCUGCAGAGCAUGAACGAGUACCUCAGCUCCUUCAAGGUGGCCCAGUACGUCGUGAAGGACGAGGAGGAGGAGGAGGAGGAGGUGCAGCGGGAGAUCAUCAAGCAGGAGGAGAGCGUGGAUCCGGACUAUUGGGAAAAGCUGCUGCGUCACCACUACGAGCAGCAGCAGGAGGAUCUGGCCCGGAACCUGGGGAAAGGCAAACGCAUCCGCAAACAGGUCAACUACAACGACGGCUCACAAGAAGACCGAGCUGAUUGGCAGGAUGACCAGUCGGACGGCCAGUCAGAUUAUUCAGUGGCGUCUGAGGAGGGAGAUGAGGACUUUGACGAGAGAACAGAAGCCAACUCUCGCAGGCCGAACAGGAAGGGCCUGAGGAAUGACAAAGACAAGCCGCUGCCCCCCCUGCUGGCCAGGGUGGGAGGAAACAUCGAGGUGUUGGGCUUCAACUCUCGGCAGAGGAAGGCCUUCCUGAACGCAGUGAUGCGUUAUGGGAUGCCUCCGCAGGACGCCUUCACAACCCAGUGGCUGGUCCGAGACCUGCGAGGGAAAUCUGAGAAGGAAUUCAAGGCGUACGUCUCGCUCUUCAUGCGUCACCUCUGUGAGCCCGGAGCCGACGGCGCCGAGACCUUCGCCGACGGCGUCCCCAGAGAAGGGUUGUCACGGCAACACGUCCUCACUCGCAUCGGCGUGAUGUCACUUAUUCGCAAAAAGGUUCAGGAGUUCGAGCACGUGAACGGUCAGUGGUCGAUGCCCUGGAUGGCCGAGCUGGAGGAGACCAAACGAGCCGCUGCCGCCGCCGCCGCCGCUCAGCCCGACUCUCCGGGGAAAACCCCGUCCACGGGCACGCCGGCCGACACACAGCCCAACACUCCCGCUCCAGUUGAUGACGCCUCGAAGAGCGACGAGGCCUUGAAGGAUGGCGAGAAGGAUCUGAAGAAGGAAAGCGAGGCGGAGAAAAACGGGAAAGAUCCCAAAGCCAACAACGAGGUGAUCGCCAUCCCGGACGACGACGAGAAGAGUCCGACGGAGGCGGAGCAGCAGGAGAAGAAGAACAGCAGCGAGGAGCCGAUGGAGACGGACAAGCCGAGCAACGGCGAGGCGGAGAGCGCCAAGGAGAAGGAGAAGGAGAAGGAGGGCGAGGCGGAGGACAAGGAGGCCAAGGAGGGGGAGAGCGACAAGAAGAGUCCCGAAGGAGGAGAGGACACCAAGUCGCCCUCAGAGGCCAAGACCGAGGGGUCAGAGGUCAAAGCCGAGGACUCGGAGGUCAAAGAAGAGAAGAAAGAGGAGAAGCCGGAGAAGAUGGACACGACUCCUCCUGCAGAGGAGAAGAAAGAGCUCAAGGACGAGAAGGAUGCGUCCAAGCCGGAGGAGACGGCCAAACUGCAGAACGGCGACAGCAGCAAGGAGGGCGCCACGCCGGCCGCCGCCGCCGCCACGGCCAGCGGAGUCAGCGAGGAGAAGAAGAAGGCGAAGAGCCGCUUCAUGUUCAACAUCGCAGACGGAGGAUUCACAGAGCUUCACUCUUUGUGGCAGAACGAAGAGCGGGCCGCCACGGUUACCAAGAAAACAAACGAGAUCUGGCACCGUCGCCAUGACUACUGGCUGCUGGCCGGCAUCAUACAACACGGCUACGCCCGCUGGCAGGACAUCCAGAACGACCUGAAGUUCGCCAUCCUCAACGAGCCGUUCAAAGGAGAGAUGAACAGAGGAAACUUCCUGGAGAUCAAGAACAAGUUUCUGGCCAGAAGAUUCAAACUGUUGGAACAGGCGCUGGUGAUCGAGGAGCAGCUCCGUCGCGCCGCCUACCUCAACAUGUCGGAGGACCCCUCCCACCCCUCCAUGGCCCUCAACACGCGCUUCAGCGAGGUGGAGUGUCUGGCCGAGUCGCACCAGCACCUCAGCAAGGAGUCCAUGUCCGGGAACAAACCGGCCAACGCCGUCCUGCACAAAGUGCUGAAGCAGCUCGAGGAGCUGCUGAGUGACAUGAAGGCUGAUGUGACUCGUCUCCCAGCAACCAUCGCCCGGAUACCACCGGUGGCCGUCCGGCUGCAGAUGUCCGAGAGGAACAUCCUGAGCCGGCUGGCGAGCCGAGGACCCGAGACGCAGGCGCCGCCGCAGCAGAUGUCGCAGCAGUAGACGGACGCUCGGCUCUUUACCUCGGAUUUAAAGCCCCUCCCCCUGCCUCACCUCGACAUUCCUGAUUGGUGCACAGCAGAAUGACGGACAGCGCUAAGCUUGAAGCCACGCCUACUUCACUGUUUCUUUUUUUUUUUUUUUUUUUCCCUCAAACAGACUUUACAAAUUUUUGCAGGAGGAUCAAAUCUCCUCCUGAGAAUUGAGGCUGUGGACUGAAAAGCUAUUUUAUUUUUUCUCCUCCUUUUUUUUUUUUUUUUUCAAUUUCUGUAUUAAUAUUAUUGAUAUAAUGUUAUUAUGAUGGUUUUUUGGGACCUAAAUAAAAAAAUGA